This is a messenger RNA of Chironomus riparius, 964 nucleotides long. The record is from the annotation of a GenBank genome assembly. NCBI's taxonomy places the organism in Eukaryota, Metazoa, Arthropoda, Insecta, Diptera, Chironomidae.
GUGUACGACACCUAGCACAGCUGAUUUUUUAUCUCGAACUUUUUAAAAUUAAAUUAUCACAUUAAUACCACUCGUCAGUGUUUAAAAUGAGUUUCGAGGGAAAAGUUGUCAUAAUAACAGGCGCUUCUAGUGGUAUAGGAGCUCAAACAACGAAGGAUUUCGCUAAACUAUCAGCUAAAGUGGUUCUUGUUGGUAGAAAUGCUGAAAAUUUGAAGGCAAUAGCCGAAGAGUGUGGUUCAGCUGACAAUGUACUGUCCAUCCAGGCUGAUAUGAAUGAUGAAAAUGAUGUUAAAAAGAUUAUAGAUGAAACCAUCAAUAAAUUUAAUCAAAUUGAUGUUCUUGUUAACUCAGCUGGAGUUAUUGAAGUUGGAACGAUUGAAAAUACAUCAAUGGAACAGUAUGACAGAGUAAUGAACACUAAUAUGAGAUCUAUUUAUCACAUUUCAAUGCUCGCCGUUCCUCACUUGAUAAAAACCCAGGGUAAUAUUGUCAAUAUCUCAAGUGUCAAUGGAAUCAGAAGUUUCGCUGGAGUUUUGUCUUACAAUAUUUCAAAAGCAGCUGUUGAUCAAUUUACACGAUGUACAGCACUAGAAUUAGCACCAAAGAAUGUUCGAGUUAAUUCAGUUAACCCAGGCGUUAUCAUUACAAAUAUUCACAAACGCGGUGGCAUGAAUGACGAAGCAUAUGCUGCAUUUUUAGAGAGAUCUAAGACUACACAUCCUUUAGGCCGUCCUGGAACUGUAAAUGAAGUCUCAGAAGUCAUAACAUUUUUGGCAAGCGACAAAGCUAGUUUCAUCACUGGUGCUUCAAUUCCAAUCGAUGGAGGACGUCAUGCUACAUGUUUACGCUAAUUCUACACUCAUAACCAAUUGCAUUAUAUGGAAUUAAAUAAAAAAAAAUCUAUUUUAAUAACGGGUUUAUCUUAUCAUGAAAUUAAUCAAUUGGGUAAUCUAGUAUUAACCAC